Geodia barretti is the source of this 501-nucleotide messenger RNA. The record is from the annotation of a GenBank genome assembly. Lineage: Eukaryota; Metazoa; Porifera; Demospongiae; Tetractinellida; Geodiidae.
CCAUCCCUAAUUUCCUCCAUUUCUCUCUCUUCACCUCUUUCCCUGGAAGCCCCACAAUCCCAUUAUCUCACUACCUUACUGUCAAUCUCCACAGACUAUAGAGAUGAGGUGUUGUCCAAGAUCGUCUACAUGUGCAGUCAGAACAACUACCAAUAUGUCACCAACUUUGAAUGGUAUAUCACGGUGCUGGUAGAGAUGACGAGGUUUGAGGGGACUCGUCAAGGCCAUCUCAUAGCUGGACAAAUGUUGGAUGUGACGAUUAGAGUUCGCGAUGUCAGGCCUUUCGCUGUGAAACAAAUGGCCACCAUCCUUGAGAACACUCAUCUCUUCUCUGGGAGUACCCACGAGAACGGGAUCUGCGAGGUGCUCUACGCGGCGGCCUGGAUCACGGGAGAGUUCAGCAGUUUCCUGCCAGACGCCCGGGGAACCAUCGAUGCCCUCCUGAACCCCAAGAUCACCGCCCUCCCCGCACACAUCCAAGCCGUGUUUGUGCAGAACAUC